This is a messenger RNA of Hippoglossus stenolepis (Pacific halibut), 1698 nucleotides long. RefSeq names its product protein phosphatase 6, catalytic subunit (gene ppp6c). NCBI's taxonomy places the organism in Eukaryota, Metazoa, Chordata, Actinopteri, Pleuronectiformes, Pleuronectidae. Gene Ontology annotation, cellular component: cytoplasm. Bases 77 to 994 code for a protein of 305 amino acids. The transcript has 7 exons. The record is from RefSeq and is a predicted model, not a curated record. Gene Ontology annotation, molecular function: protein serine/threonine phosphatase activity. Gene Ontology annotation, biological process: G1/S transition of mitotic cell cycle; peptidyl-serine dephosphorylation.
UGAGAGUACAACACGUCCACGAUCGCUCUCCUCUUGAGUGUUUCAGGAAGUUGCGCACGACGACCAGCGAGUUACAAUGGCGCCUCUAGAUCUGGAUAAAUAUGCCGAGAUCGCAAAACAGUGUAAAUACCUCCCAGAAAAUGACCUCAAGCGGUUAUGUGACUACGUGUGUGAUCUCCUGCUGGAGGAGUCCAACGUUCAGCCUGUCUCUACUCCUGUAACAGUAUGUGGGGACAUACAUGGACAGUUUUAUGAUCUCUGCGAACUCUUCCGAACUGGCGGCCAAGUUCCAGACACAAAUUACAUAUUCAUGGGAGACUUUGUUGACCGAGGAUACUACAGUCUGGAGACAUUCACCUACCUGCUGGUGUUGAAAGCCAAAUGGCCCGACCGCAUCACUCUUCUACGUGGAAACCACGAGAGCAGACAGAUCACCCAAGUUUAUGGAUUUUAUGAUGAGUGCCAGACCAAGUAUGGGAAUGCAAAUGCAUGGCGUUACUGCACCAAAGUGUUCGAUAUGUUAACAGUUGCCGCUCUAAUGGACGAGCAGAUCCUGUGUGUCCACGGAGGCCUCUCCCCAGAUAUUAAGACCCUAGAUCAAAUUCGAACCAUUGAGCGGAACCAGGAGAUCCCCCACAAAGGAGCCUUCUGUGAUCUGGUGUGGUCUGACCCUGAAGAUGUUGACACCUGGGCUAUCAGUCCAAGAGGAGCUGGCUGGCUCUUUGGUGCAAAGGUCACAAAUGAGUUUGUCCACAUCAAUAACCUUAAGCUGAUCUGCCGAGCGCACCAACUUGUCCACGAAGGCUACAAGUUCAUGUUUGAUGAGAAGCUGGUCACAGUGUGGUCAGCUCCCAACUACUGCUAUCGCUGUGGCAACAUCGCCUCCAUUAUGGUCUUCAAAGAUGCUAACACGAGAGAGCCGAAGCUCUUCAGAGCAGUGCCCGACUCUGAAAGAGUCAUCCCACCCCGAACAACAACACCGUAUUUCCUGUAAGCACAUUCAAACUAAAACAACGCAGCCAUUUGUUCAGUGCACAGAUACUAAACAGGAUAGUGACAUCAGUUCUUAUGAACCCAUGUGAAUUCAGUGCAUUUAGAGCAUUUACAGUACAUUUCUUGGUGCCAACUGUCAAUUGUUUUCCCCAGUCUGUACAUAUAGAGCCAUUAUUCUAAAGCGUAAGUCAAACUGAGACUUUACAGUGAGGCAAAUUAGCUCAGUAGCAUCGUUGUGCUGUUGAUAUGUUUGAGAGGAAGGAUUAACGUUACACAAAAGUCAAAUAACACUUGUAAAAUGUUAAUAUUUAAGAAUCUCAAUUAUGCUUUGCAAUAAAAAGUCACUCUGCUGAGCAAAUGGCUGGUGCAGUGUUGUGCACAAUGUUUCAUUUAAAUUUGUUCAUGUAUUAGAGCUGCGUGUAGGCACUGCAUAAAAGCAAAAACUGUAUUGAUUCUCACUAGUGUCAGUGAAGUUAUACAGUUUGUGUUAUCAAGUGAUCUUACAACUAAACAUGUAAACCUGAGAGUUGAUGUAUAAAAUAUUGAUUAUACCCGUUAGUUAGAAGUUUCAGGAUUGUUAACUCUGUGGUACCUUAAAGAAAAUUGUCUGUAAUCUCCAGAUUUUGAAUCAGCUCUUUUAAAUUUUUUUUUUUCUGUGUGUCAUACUGUUUUUAAAUAAAGAAAUCAAAGAAUUGUAAAAAGUCA